AUGCACCUCCCCACCCCUUCCCUCCUCCUCGCCCUCGCCCUCACCAGCACAAACACCAUCCAAGCCGCUCCAGCUCCACCCCACGCCAAUCUCGCCCUCUCACCCCGCCAAAUAAUCCCCUUCAACAUCGCCCUCAUGAGCGACAACUUCUGCCAAACGCGCUUCAGCACCUCCUUUCCCACGACAAGCAGCGGGUGCCAGGUUCUAGCGCAGCCCGCGGUCGGGGCAUUUGCUACUAGUGUGUUGCCAGAGGGGUGUGAGGUCCUCGUCUACCCGAACCCGACGUGCACGGGUACAAACGUCAUUACCGUUCCACGCGAUUCGUCGUGUUUUAGCUUUGGCAAUAAAUUGAAGAUUACGGCGCUUAGGGUCAGUGGGACGUGUCCUGGGUUUCAGUCCUAG
This is a messenger RNA of Plenodomus lingam JN3, 402 nucleotides long. RefSeq lists its product as uncharacterized. Lineage: Eukaryota; Fungi; Ascomycota; Dothideomycetes; Pleosporales; Leptosphaeriaceae. The record is from RefSeq and is a predicted model, not a curated record.